Messenger RNA from Anas platyrhynchos (mallard), 10412 nucleotides. It is a transcript of the gene PLCL1, whose product is annotated as phospholipase C like 1 (inactive). Lineage: Eukaryota; Metazoa; Chordata; Aves; Anseriformes; Anatidae. Gene Ontology annotation, biological process: release of sequestered calcium ion into cytosol; regulation of synaptic transmission, GABAergic; phosphatidylinositol-mediated signaling. The record is from RefSeq and is a predicted model, not a curated record. Gene Ontology annotation, molecular function: phosphatidylinositol-4,5-bisphosphate phospholipase C activity.
CCCCGGGGCCGCCCUCGGGGAUGGCCCCGCAGCGGGCAGGAGCCGCUCGCUGAGGGCAGCGCCGCCGGCCGCGCAGCCCGAGUCCCCCAGCCCAGCCCCGUCCCGUCCAGCCCCGUCCCGCCCCGUGCCGUGCCCCGGCGGAGCGAUGGCAGAAGCCGCGGGCGGCCGGGAGCAGCCGGCGCCCCCCGACGCCGCUCCCCGCGCCGACGAGGAGCCCGAGGCGGCCCCUCACGAGGCGGCGGCGGGCAGGAGGCGGGAGCGCCGCAGCGGGGUGCCGGCCGUCGGGGCCGCCGAGCGCUUCCCCGGCGGCAGCCCGGGGCCGGCGGCAGCCCCGGAGCCCGACGCCGGCCUCCUGGAGGCGGCCCGGGCCGCCCCGCGGCGCAGCAGCAUCAUCAAGGAUCCUUCAAACCAAAAAUGUGGAAGAAAGAAAACUGUGUCCUUCAGCAGCAUGCCAUCAGAGAAGAAAAUAAGCAGCGCCAGUGACUGUAUCAGCUUUAUGCAGGCUGGGUGUGAACUGAAGAAAGUUCGUCCAAAUUCCCGGAUUUAUAACCGUUUUUUUACUCUGGAUCCUGACCUGCAGGCUCUUCGCUGGGAGCCUUCCAAGAAGGACCUUGAGAAAGCCAAGCUUGAUAUUUCUGCUAUAAAAGAAAUCAGACUAGGGAAGAACACAGAAACAUUCAGGAAUAAUGGACUUGCAGAUCAGAUUUCUGAGGACUGUGCUUUGUCGGUAAUUCAUGGUGAGAACUAUGAGUCCCUCGACCUGGUUGCCAAUUCAGCUGAUGUGGCCAAUAUUUGGGUAUCAGGAUUAAGGUACUUGGUUUCUCGUAGCAAACAACCCCUGGAUUUGAUGGAAAGCAGCCACAAUACCCCACGAUUUGCCUGGCUAAAAACUGUAUUUGAAGCAGCAGAUGUUGAUGGUAAUGGCAUAAUGUUAGAAGAUACAUCUGUGGAGCUAAUAAAGAAGCUUAACCCUACCUUAAAGGAAUCAAAGAUUAGAUUGAAAUUUAAGGAAAUCCAGAAAAGCAAAGAGAAACUGACAACACGAGUAACAAAAGAGGAAUUCUGUGAAGCAUUCAGCGAACUUUGCACGAGACCUGAAGUUUAUUUCUUACUUGUGCAGAUAUCUAAAAACAAGGAGUACCUAGAUGCCAAUGAUCUCAUGUUGUUUUUAGAGGCUGAGCAAGGAGUAACCCACAUAACGGAAGAAAUGUGUCUAGAUAUUAUACGCAGGUACGAGCUUUCUCAAGAAGGACGAUUGAAAGGUUUUCUUGCAAUUGAUGGAUUUACUCAGUAUUUGUUGUCCCCAGAAUGUGAUAUUUUUGACCCAGAGCACAAAAAGGUUGUCCAAGACAUGACACAGCCUUUGUCCCAUUACUACAUCAAUUCAUCCCACAAUACAUACCUGAUAGAGGACCAGCUGAGAGGACCAGCUGAUAUCAAUGGGUACGUAAGAGCUUUAAAGAUGAGCUGUCGGAGUAUUGAACUAGACAUCUGUGAUGGCCCAGAUAACGAGCCCAUUAUUUGUAACCGUAACAACAUGACAUCGCCACUUUCCUUUCGAAGUGUUAUUGAGGUGAUAAACAAAUUGGCCUUCUUUGCUUCAGAUUACCCCCUUAUUCUCUGCUUGGGGAACCACUGCUCGGUACAACAACAGAAGUUAGUGGUACAGCACAUGAAAAGGAUCUUUGGAAACAAACUCUACACAGAGACACCUUUAUCCUCAGAAGCCUACCUUCCCUCACCUGAGAAACUGAAAAUGAAGAUCAUUGUGAAGGGGAAGAAGCUGCCCUGUGACCAGGAUAUAUUAGAAGGAGAAGUCACAGAUGAAGAUGAAGAAGCUGAAAUAUCCCGGAGACUGUCAGAGGACUUCUCAAGGGAACCGAAGCUUAUCUGGCUCUGCAAAGAGUUGUCUGACUUGGUGUCUCUAUGCAAAUCUGUCCAAUACAAAGACUUUGAGACAUCCAUGAAAGCUCAGAAUUACUGGGAAAUCUGUUCCUUUAGUGAGGCAGAAGCCAGUCGGAUUGCAAAUGAAUACCCUGAAGAUUUUGUCAACUACAACAAGAAGUUUCUCUCCAGGGUGUACCCAAGUGCUAUGAGGAUAGACUCUAGUAACUUAAAUCCUCAAGAUUUUUGGAACUGUGGUUGCCAGAUAGUGGCAAUGAACUAUCAGACCCCGGGGCCCAUGAUGGACCUGCACACCGGCUGGUUCCUACAGAACGGGGGAUGCGGGUACGUUCUCAGGCCUUCGGUCAUGCGUGAUGAAGUGUCUUAUUUCAGUGCGAAUACAAAGGGCAUUGUUCCGGGGGUCUCUCCCCAAGUCCUCCAUGUCAAAAUAAUCAGUGGUCAGAAUUUCCCAAAGCCCAAGGGUGCAUGUGCAAAAGGGGAUGUCAUAGAUCCCUAUGUUUGCAUAGAAAUCCAUGGGAUUCCUGCAGAUUGCACCGAGCAAAGAACUAAAACUGUUCAGCAAAACAGUGAUAACCCCAUUUUUGAUGAGAGCUUUGAGUUCCAGAUCAAUCUGCCGGAGCUGGCCAUGAUCCGUUUUGUUGUUUUGGAUGACGACUACAUCGGGGAUGAGUUCAUAGGCCAGUACACCAUCCCGCUGGAGUGCCUGCAGCCCGGAUACAGGCACAUACCGCUGCGGUCUUUCGUCGGCGAUAUCAUGGAGCACGUUACCCUCUUCGUGCACAUUGCAAUAACCAAUCGCAGCGGAGGCGGAAAGGCCCAAAAGCGCAGCCUCUCCGUGAGAAUAGGAAAGAAAGCCAGGGAGUACACCAUGCUGAGGAACACCGGUCUCAAGACUAUUGAUGACAUCUUUAAGCUGGCCGUGCAUCCGCUCCGAGAGGCCACCGACAUGAGAGAAAACAUGCAGAACGCCAUGGUGGCCGUCAAAGAGCUGUGCGGGCUCCCGCCCAUCGCGAGCCUGAAGCAGUGCAUCCUGACCCUGUCCUCGCGGCUGGUGAGCAGCGAGAACACGCCCUCCGUGGUCCUCUGCAUGAAGGAUGCGUUUCCUUACCUGGAGCCUCUGGGUACCAUGCCUGACGUGCAGAAAAAGGUCCUGGCUGCAUAUGACCUGAUGAUUCAAGAGAGCAGGGUUCUUAUCGAGACGGCAGACAUCACUCAUGACAAGAUCGUUCAGUGUCAGAAAGCAGGGAUGGAAUUCCAUGAAGAGCUCCAUAACCUCGGCACAAAGGAAGGCUUGAAAGGAAGAAAAUUAAGCAAAGCCAUUGAAAGCUUUGCAUGGAAUAUCACAGUGCUGAAGGGCCAAGGUGACCUCCUGAAGAACGCCAAGAAUGAAGCCCUGGAGAACAUGAAGCAGAUCCAGCUGGCCUGCCUGUCCUGCGGACUGAGCAAAACUGGAAGCGGGCAUGCAGAUGCAAAGUCAAAACGGUGCCUGGAAGCAAUACAGGAGAAGGAUACAGGAGAUGAGAAUGGGAGGCUGUGAUCACAGGCAGAACUGUCGCAUUUGUCACAGAUUUCAAUAACUCUAAACUAUUUUUUUAAAGCAUUUAAAAAUUCACACAGGAAUGCCCUCUACAGGGUGUUGAUAGUAUUAAAAUCCUCACAAUGUCAGUAUUUUAAUGCAGUUAAUUUAUCUAAGUUAAACUCUGGUAGUGAGAUUUCUAAUGAAGCCAAGCUGUCUGUACGCAAGCGUGCGUGUGUGCGCACAUGCAAAUCUUCUAGACGCCCUUUCAUGCGUUACGUUAGCCAUUUGCUAAUUUAUUCCUUUCUCAUCUUUGAAUAGGCCUGUUCAUUCUGAAGAUCAAAACAAAUAGAGAGUACUUGUAUCGGUUUUGUGCUUUAUUUUAGUCUCCAGCUUUUAUCAUUUAACUUAUAUUACUGUUAAGCUGUUUAAACAAACAAAGUGCAUCAACAAAUGUCACUAAUGGCUGUUUUUGUCGGGGCAAAAACAGAGGUUUGCUGCAGAUCCUGAACAUGGUUUUUAAUGAACAAUUCAAGCAAAGGAUAUAUUAAAUGGUCAGAAUUAUUGGAUAGAUUAUGAUUAGAUUUCAGGUGUACAUUUCAUUGAAUUUUAGCAAACUGCAAUUUGGGGUACAUCCAGAUAACAGAUGUUAAUGUAAGAACUAGCUGAUUUAUUUCAUUCUAGUGAAUCAUUGCUACCUUGUAGAUCUGCAGGACAGCUACAGUCUUUGCUGAUAAGCAUUUAACUCGUGUAGUGAUGAACAUAGCUAGUCAGCCCUGUAGUUACAAGGAGCUGUGAAUAUUCUUCAGUGAUUGUGAACUCUGAAGGUGAGCUUCAGGUCCUUCUGGAACACCCGAUGGUGCCAGUAUUGGAAGGAAGAUUUUAUAAAUUUCACAAGCUGUGAGCUUUACUAGAAGAGGUGUGAGAGGUCAGAUCUUGCUUGCCUUCUACUUAGUGAUCCUGUUGAAGUCAGUGGGAUAAAACAGGCAGGAUCUGGCCUUAUGUUUGUGGUUAAGAAUCAUGCUGUGCUAGAAAUUUGAAACAAGGCUGCAGAACUGCUAUGGGUGUAGUGUUAGAGAAAUAGCUUGGGGAAAAAAACAGGGUACCAGCAAUUAUAUGCAGCAGUUACAAAUGACAUGGCACGUGUCGAGUGUUUAGGGUAGCAGUGAGGAUUGGAUGCCUUUUUGUGCUGCUGUAGAAGGGACACAGAAAAUGUCCCAAAGCAUUGCAGCCCUGCCCUUCCCAAUGUCCAGCUCAUGUACACUCACAACAUUCAUUUCAGUCAUAAGUGCUGUGCUCAAGUGUAGUAUUUGUAUUACCUAAACAGGACUUAAGUGUUUUAUGGUUAUAAAAAAGACUAUAUUUAUUUAAAGCAUUGCUUUUAUUUUGAAAAGCUACUUUUUAAAUUAAUUUGAUUAACAAAUAUACUAAUUUUCUGAACUUAACAAAAAGUAAUUGCUGAAGGUUUGACCAUUGGAGAAUCUUAUAUAGCUAUUGUGUUAAGUUAUUUUUGACUUCUUAAUAACACUAUUAUGUUCAUGUUGCACAUUACUGAGAGAGUAAAGCUAUGAAACAACUUUGACCCAUGUUUUUAAAGUGUUUUAACACAGGAGGUAACCAGCGAGACUCAGCGUGGGUGAGUUGCUUGUGAUAAGGUCCUGCUUGAACAGGAACUGUAUUAAUGCAAAGGUUGUAACACAGACGCCUUAAAUACCAUUUAAGUAAAACUUGCCAUAUUUGUUCAGAUCCAGGACUAAAUCCUCUGUUUAUCUCUCCGUUAGAUUAUGAGUAUGUAUUUAGCCUUCGAUAAGGUUCAGAGAAGGAGUGUCUGGUGUUUCACGCAAGGCCUGAAGCUCAGAUCAUGGUGCAUGGUCGUGUUUUGCCCUCCUGGGUUACCUUCUUUAUUUCAUCAUGGGUUGUGUUUAUAUUAAAAACAGCACUUGGCCUUUCAGAAUUUACGAUCAGGGAGGACGGAAAUUGUUAACCUAAUGCCACCAGUUGUGAAAGAAGCAGUCUUCAUAAGGCAUUCCUCUCAGAAGGUCAGAGUUGCUUCAGAAAAUGAGAGAAGGGCUUACUUUCUGUGCUGACGUUGCAAGAGGUACCACACAGCACUUGGUCUAUACACAUUUGCUGAACCAGAAGAUGGUGGCUGGACAGAAAUCCCAUAGCAUGCAGGCACAUACUUUCCAUACUAUAUUUAGCACUCAGAUCAUGUCCCGUGCCAGUCUCAGGCUGUGUCUCUCUGUGCUGAAAUACAAGAAGAAAAUUUUGCAUGCCCCAGAGAGCCCUGAGCAGUGGGGACCACUCCAGGCACUGGCACUUGCAGCCCCGCAGCUGGAGCAGCCCUGUGCUCCCUCCCGUGUGAAGAGAGGCUGGUGGCAAAAGUCCGUUUCGUCUUUUGUGCCCCUUUCAAAGUCACUGGGAGAGAAUGCUAGUGGUCACCAGAGUAAUAAAAAUUCAGCCUUGAAAGAGAAGACAUGGAAAAGAUCAUAUCCAGCAUUGAUGGCAUUACUGUAUGAGGGACUGCCUGGCCUGCCGGGAAGGGUUGCAUGACAUGCCUGGCUUCCUGCAGCUGUAAAACCUUCUCCUCGCUCCAUGUCAGUAUGAUUUGCCUCAUUUCCCACCUGAAUGGACAGAUAUGAUCUAUAGCAAUUACUUCUGCAGAAGUGAUGGUAGGAAAGGGUUUAUAGGUAUGCGUGGUUGUUCACAGUGUGUUUGGCAAGAGAAAUCAGAGAAGCUCUCAGCAGACCGGCAUGCAAAGAUGUCUGCUCAGGGAGUACAGGAAUGAAUUUACCUGGGUACUUGUUCCCACUCUGCCAUCAAGUCCUUAGUCUCUGUUCAGCACCGUGACCCAUGAGGGAAAGAGAAGACACGGAGGUUUCACUUGUAUUUUGCUUCUCGUGUACAUGAAGGAAUCCAGACAUGAGGCACAGGAAAGGAGGCUGAAUUAGUCCAGCCAUUCAUGGACCUUAUUAAUCUUAAAUCGGCAGGGAUAUUUUUUACCAAAUUUUACAUGCUGGCUUGACCAGCAGGACUGACCCCUUCCCCCUCCUUCUCCUGAGCUCGGCAUGAGUUAAAGCACCGUGCUUCUACACUUCUUUUUCUGUGUUGUUCUUCAUGGAUUUUAUUCCCCACUUUUACAGCAAUAAUGCAGCUUCCCAGUGCAAACAAGGUGAGAGCUUUGUGUGUUCCUCCUGAGAUUCAUCUCCCAAAAUAGCUCGUUAUCAGAUAAUUACAUGCACGGCGAGAGCUUUCCUGUAUAAUAAUCCAUCUCUUCCGUCUAUCAGUUCAGACUAAAACAUUGGGUCAUGGCCUCCUUGGCCUCCAUCCCAGUCCCAUUGCAGCAGACAGCAGCCGCACACAGGGGCUAACUCAGGAAGGGCCGUGAAGCAAAAAGGUGAUGGGGCUGCAGGAGCGCUCUCUUUUCCCCUCCUUCUGCUUGCUGUGGGAUGGGGUGUGUUGGUCCCAGCUCACGCUGCAGCAGCAGCAGCAGAUGUGUGCAAUCAAUAAAUCUGAGAUUUACUUCUUGUGAAGUUCAGUGCUUAGCAGAGGCAAGGUGAUUGUGAGAUAUGAAAACAUCUGGGCACUGUGAACAUGCACUUGGGAACAGAGGAUGAUUUAAUGGUGUGAGGCAGCGGGGUUCACUCCAGAAAUACUUUGAAUCUACUGGGAUGCAUGAGAAGUGGGUGUGAGGGCAGGAACAGCACUGAAGGAAGGGUUAGUGAAGGGGGGGGUUUGAUUUUGUCUCAUAUUCAUCCGCAGCUGACUGUGGCUCUGCUGGGGAGCAGCCCGUGCAUGAGGAGCAGGUGAGUGCCUGAUGUGGGAGCAGAGAGCUGGAAGAUCUGCGUGCUGGCUGUGUUAGCCACUGCUGCAGAAGCUGGGGAACUAAAUUCGGCUUAGAGAGGCCUGGGCCUCUCUUAUUGCUGUUUUGUGGGGCACUAAUAAAAUUAUUCUCCAAAUUCCAAAUGUGGGAGAAAAUCCUUCCCAUGUCUGCACCUAUAAUGCUUGGCUGUGUUACGGACAUCUUGCGAUGAGGAGGUAGGUGGUGGGGAUGGCUUGGAGGGGAGCUGUCUAGGUGGAGGCCUCACCAGGCACCAAGAUGUCCCCCUUCUCCUCCCAGGGCAGGUAUGAAAAUCCCAAGGUAUUCCCCACGUGUGAGAAUAAUCUGGCACCGUUCUUUGAGUUGCCUUUGUAUAGAUUCAGGCUGACUAGUCUUGUGUUUCCUUUCCAGAAUGGGUCCCUGAUACAAGAUGUUUCCUUUUUAAUGUAAUGUGGAGGAGCAUGCAAAUUCAGUAACCACGAUGUCAGCAGCCUGGCCAGAAAUGUGAUGCAAGAGCUAUCUCACCAGCUGUUCCUGCAACAAAAAAUAUUGUGUGAACAUGCCCUGAUGAAACGGGUCAGGUUUUAAAUGAGGAUUUUCUGUUCUCUUUGAUUACUUGAAGUAGUUUAUGAACAAUAUGUUGCUUUUGCAGAAAAUAUUCAUAGGGUAAUUUCAAGAGAACGUGCAGAAAUCAAAAUCCCUGCAGACUACACAUGAGCAGGAAGAAGUGUUAGAUUUGACAGCUGCUUGCUGUACACAGCGCAUGCCACUCUACUCUGGAAACUGGAAGAAAAAGGAAUGAUUGCAAAGGCAAGUUUGAAUUAUUGGUGGUGUUAGAAGUAAAUACCCAGUUAAACUGAGCAGCAGGGGCCCACUAAUGUAUUAAGACACAAAUACAGUGGGCUCAGGAAGCAAACGUGACACUUGAGGCCAAGAGUAAGCGUGCAGGGAGAGGAGGCGGAGGGUCGGUGUGUGCCAUGUGCAGGGAGGGAUGGGGGCUGCUGGGGGGCUGCGUGGGUGUGAGCUGGUUGAGAGCCCCCAGGAGCAGCCACCGCCCUCGCUGUGACACCGACAUGCAGAACUCACAAAACUGCUGUGCUUCAAUGAUACAAUGUGCCAUUAGCAGCAUUUUAGACGUUUCUGCUUGCAGUAAUGAGUGAGGUAUUAUUUUUUGUAAGAUAAAACUGAUGAUCAUUUUUGAGCCAAAAAGUCACCCUGACUGAAUGCCUGUAGUUCAUCCUUGGUCUCUGAAUUGAAUUUAAUCAAGAAUUUAGAAUAUGGGAAGAGACUGAAUAUGCCAAGCAAAGCAUUAAUUUCAGAUGGCAGCUGAAAAUGCGGCUAAAUAAGAUACUUAGACAUAAGGAUGGAGAUGAGCUUAGAAGUAGGCAAAGCCUGUAUUAAUCUGGUUUGUCUGGAAGUACAUAUGGGGAGAGUGGAAGAAUAUAGAUGAAUUAUUUGUAUGCUUUCUCAGAUGGGUCUGGUGGGCCAGCUACACAUAAUACAAUUAGAAAAGAGAUACAAAUUAUGAUUCAGACAGCAGGAGCUGCUGUGGUUAUUUAUGAUGCUGGUGGAUGGAGAAGGGUACUGGCAGCAGAGAGCAGCAGGAGCUUUGCAGUUGCAGCAUUAGCACAAAGGACAGGGUGAGUGAUGCUGCUGCUCUCUGCCACACGAAGCAAACAGGCCAAAGCAUCAGCUGCUGCUGUGUUUGUUUUGUAGCUGGGUUCUCUGAAACUGAAAAAUGAGUAGGUGUGCUGGAGAGGCAGAAACAAAAUAUUGAAGAACGUAUUGAUAUUGGCAAGUCCAUUUGUUUCUAGUGUUGAUGUACUUUCUAAAGCCAGCGCAGCGCAGCUACACUACUGGAAAAGAGCACCACUCAGUCUGAAUAUCUCACCUUGCUGCACAGAGACCGGGAGGUGACGGGCUGCAGCAGAAAUGCUGGGGAGAGGUGAGAGGGGCUCCUGAACAGCUGGCACAAUGCAGAGGCAGCAAAGGACAUUGCAGCGUGUGUUUUAUCUCCAGCAUGGGUCAGUACUGUUUGGUUCAGGUCUGUCCGUGUCCCUUAUGGCAACACGAGUUGCUCCUAUGUUUCUGGAAACCCUGCUGCAGAAUUUAGGGUCUGAGCAGAGGCAGGAUGUCUGCUGGUGACUGCCCAUGAUCCAUCAGCCCUUGGGACCUGCGUGUCAGGAGCUGUGAAAACAUCCAAAUGCACUGCCCGCCAGGCUGCUCUGCUCCUCUGGUGUUUCAGACCUGUGCUGCAUCAAAAGUUUUGCAAAGGAAGGUUGUGCCUGGGCUGAGGCCACCUGCAGAGCUCAGCCCUGGGGCAGUGUGGCAGGGCUGCCCCAGAACAGCUCUCCAGGAGCAGCCUUUGAGUCCGUCUGCCAGGCAGUGUGCUGGACGCAGGUAUUACCUUCAGCUAUUUGUCAGCACGCUGGGCUCUGGGAGUUGGCAGAGUCAACCUAGUUGCUGAAAUAUGAAAACCAUCUGCUUGCAUCUUUGCAUUUGAUACUUGCUUUUCUUGCUUUCUUUGCCUCUCCCACUGGGGGCUCUGAAAACAGUGAAUUUUAUUUCAGUGGUGUUCCCCUGUACUGGGAUGAAGCCAUGAGUGCACAACAAUUGAUGCCACUGAAUGGUACUGCUGAGUUCAAUGCUUCUACUUGUGCCAGGGUGCGUCAUUUCCAGACUAAAGGAGAUUUUGUUUGUUAUUGAUUCUAAGUUGAUAUUUCCUAUUAAGGUGACUGUAAUAAACCUGCAGCCAUCAUUCAGCUGGAAUUCUUUCCUCUCUUGAGGAGGCGCGUUAUUUGAGAACUGACACCAUGGUCUGUCACGCUCUUUUUGUGACUACAGGCUGCUGCUGAGGGAUUUUUCUUAAUGCUUAAAGGUCAUAAUUGACAUCAAAUGAACACAAAUGUCCACAGGAAAAUUGUUUCUACCAGGCAGUAAAUCAAGGACAGAAGAAAGUCUCCAAUGUGGAGUCAGACACCAGCAUUAAUGAAGACAGGAUGGCACCAGUUUUAAUUCUUCCAAUUAUUUAUGUGAAAUGGAUGUGAAAAUCAACUAAAUUGUAUUUAGUAAUGAUGUGCAUGGGAAAGAGCAUUAGGCCUGGUGAGGAAUUUUUAUAGGGCAGCCUUACACACUGACGUCCCUGGAUCCCAGCUAUCCAGAAAAAAAAAA